AUGGAGGAAUGUAUGAAUGGGAAGAUUCUCAAAGAGGAGAAUGAUUCAUGCCAGAGUGAUGAUGAUGAUGAAGAAUACUUUCCUGAUAGUGACAGUGAUGAUGAAGAGGAAUCUGUCUCAUCUGUAAAAGGAGUCAGGAUCAAAACAGAGCCAGUAUCUGAAGAAGAAUAUGAAGGUUUGUCAUUAUUUAUUUUUAAAAAUUCUAGAUGUAAUGGAACUGUUUCUAAAUUUGUUUUUGUUUUCGAAGAUUCACUUGAAAAGGAGACUUCCCCUGCAGCAAUUCAAAAGAGGCAUUCUGAACAUGAGCUAGAAGUCGUGAUACAGUCUCACAGGCCAAAGAAGGUGCGACCAAAUCCUCAAGAAGAGGACAAAUACAUCUGGACAAAAUCUUUCUCUGGAAGAGAUAUUCAGCCAUUUGUGGGUCAGCAAAGGGUGUGUAGUAAAGAAUUGGGUCAAAGAUCGACUCCCCUAGACUGUUUCUCGUUUUUUUUCGAUUCUGAAGUAAUUCGAUUCAUUAUUGAUAUGACAAAUCUUAAUGCUGUGAGAAAAAUACAGGGUGAAGAAACAGCGUCGUUUUUAAAAACACAAUCAUCAAAAGAUCCUGAUUUUUCCAUCAAAGUAGAAACUGUUUCAAACGAUGCAAGUGAAAAAAGUUGGAAGUUUGUUGACGUUGAUGAAAUGAAGGCUUUCUUGGGACUUAUUAUACUCAUGGGAAUAAUACGCCUCCCGCAUGUAGCGAUGUACUGGCAAAAAAAGAACUGGAUUCUUGAUGUACCAAGUUUUAAUAUGAUUAUGCCAAGGGAUAGAUUCCAAACUAUCCAGGAACAUUUGCAUUUUUGUGAUGAAUCGCUGGUGCCUGCAGAAGAAGAUGCUGAAAAAGAUAGGUUUUUUAAAAUUCAUGAACUUUUGUCACUUCUUUUGCCGCGUUUUCAAACCUGCUACACUCCGGGUAGAGACCUUCACAUAUAUGAAAACUUAAUUCCAAUCAAGGGCAAAAGUGGAUUUAAAAAAUACAUGGAUCAUAAAAAAUAUGGGAUCAAGCUCUGGCUUUUAACUGAAUCAUCAACGGGAUAUAUAUCUAGACUACAAUUUUACUCUGGAAAAAAUCAAGCUAUGAACCCAGAAAGUGGAUUGUCCCUCCGUGUUAUCAAAUAUUUAGUGAGUCCAUUCGAAUGGCUCCACCAUCAUCUAUAUGUGGACAAUUUUUUUGCCAGUCCUAAGGUGUUUGAAUACCUACUAUCAAAAGGAACAUAUGCCUGUGGCACAUUUAACAGCGACAGUGUAGGAUUUCCAAAGGAUCUCAUAAUGGAACAGACUUGCAAAAUGGGUGAAAGUGAUUGGCGAGCAACGGGAAAUUUAUUGGCUCAGUCGUGGAUGGACAAUAAGGCUUUCUAUUAUUUGUCCACCAUUCAUGAACCUGAUUAUGGGGAAGACCAUUCCGAAAAAACAAUUACAAAAAGAAGGAGGGAUCAUACAAUAUAUGGCACUGUUGAAACACCAUGCCCCCCUCUAGUGAGGGAAUACAAUAUGCAAACCGGACAUCUGUGUGUAUCAAAUCAAGUAAGAAAAUAUGGCAACAUAGCGAGACGAUCUAAGGUUUGGUAUAGAAAAGUCUUUUCAUAUUUGAUCGAAGUGGCUAUUAAUAAUGCUAGGGUAGUCUAUGAAAAAGUGACAGGGGAGAGCUAUUAUGACUUAGAAUUUAGGGAAAAACUUAUGACUGCUCUGAUUGGGAACCAUAGAGCUCCUCGAAACACCCCAACUACAGUUUCUAUAUCUCUUGCCAGGCUCCAAGAUGCUGGCAUUCAUCACCCAGUGUCCACAGUAGAACUACGAGUAUGUUCAGUGUGUUCCAAAAUAGAUCAGUUGGCUCCUGUAAAUAGAAAAUCAACUACUGUUCCACGAACAACUGUGCGGUGUAGCGAAUGCAAUGUUCACCUGUGUGUGCGCAACGGCAGAACUUGCUUCCGGGAUUGGCACACCAAGGUUGAAUAUUGGAAAGCAAAAUGA
Molecule: messenger RNA, 2007 nt
Organism: Styela clava
Lineage: Eukaryota; Metazoa; Chordata; Ascidiacea; Stolidobranchia; Styelidae
Source: RefSeq, a predicted model, not a curated record